AAUGCAAUGAUAUGAGUGUUACACAACACAAGUCUCUUCUCUUCAUUUCUUCAUUUCAUUUUUCCACAUAUCGCAUUUUUCUUUUACCCCAAAAGCCCACUUUUUUCCACACCUCUCUCUUUCUCCAUUAUUCGGACAAAAGCUAUCUCUUUUAUUCUCUCUCUCUCUCUCUCUCUCUCUCUCUCUCUCUCUCUUUCUCUGUCUCUGUCUGUCUCCGCCGCUUGAUUCCGUUCAUCAUGGAGAGCCUCCCGCUCGAGACGGCGGAGAAGAUCAUUCUGCGGUGGGAUUCCACGGCGUCGGAGGAUGCCAGGGACAAGAUGAUAUUCUCCGGCGACCGGGACGAGGCGGAUCUCUACCUGCAGGCGGUGGACGAAAUCCAGAGGUCCCUCUCCUCCGUUUCGGUGUCGGAGAAAGUCAACUCGGCCAUCCAGAUCGCCAUGGCCCGCUUAGAAGACGAGUUCCGGAACAUCCUCAUCUCCCACACCAACCCCUUCGACCCCACCACAGAAGACGAAGCCUCACAAACCCUUGACCCUCCUUCUUCUUCAUCCUCUCCCAAACACCCUGACAACGACGAAAGCGACGAAGUUACCCAAACUUCUCUCCUCCGUUUCAACAGCGACGGCGCUGCUUCCUCCGUCACGGGAAGCUACCGCUCAACCAGCAGCAUCCGCGAGAUCGAUCUCAUCCCCUCCGACGCCGUCUACGACCUCCGCUGCAUCGCCGAACGCAUGGUCUCCUCCGGCUACUUGCGCGAGUGCAUCCAGGUGUACGGCAGCGUCAGGAAAUCCUCCGUCGACGCCAGCUUCCGCAAGCUCGGAAUCGAGAAGCUCAGCAUCGGCGACGUGCAGCGCCUCCAGUGGGAGCAGCUCGAGAACAAAAUCAGACGCUGGAUACGAGCCGCGAAAGUCUGCGUCAGGACGCUCUUUGCCAGUGAGAAGAAGCUCUGCGAGCAAAUCUUCGAUGGAGUUGGAACCUCCAUCGAUGACGCUUGCUUCAUGGAGACUGUCAAGGGCCCGGCGAUUCAGCUCUUCAACUUCGCCGAGGCGAUUAGUAUUAGCCGGAGGUCACCGGAGAAGUUGUUCAAGAUUCUGGAUUUGCACGAUGCGUUGACGGAGUUGAUGCCGGAUAUUGAUGUCGUGUUUGAUUCCAAGUCCUCGGAGACGAUUAGGGUUCAGGCAGCGGAGAUUUUGUCGAGGUUGGGGGAGGCUGCGAGGGGGAUUUUGUCGGAGUUUGAGAACGCUGUGCUCAAGGAACCCUCUAGGGUUCCUGUUCCCGGUGGGACGAUUCACCCUUUGACUCGGUAUGUGAUGAACUACAUAAGUUUGAUCUCCGAUUACAAGGUUACUCUGAACGAGCUUAUAGUGUCUAAGCCCUCCACGGGGUCUAGGUAUUCGGGUGAUCCUGGGAUACCCGAUUUGGAUUUGAGUGAGUUUGAGGAGAAGACCCCUUUGGAUGUGCACUUGAUUUGGAUUAUUGUGAUAUUACAAUUCAACUUGGAUGGGAAGAGUAAGCACUACAAGGACGCGUCUUUGGCUCAUUUGUUUGUGAUGAACAAUGUGCACUACAUUGUGCAGAAGGUGAGGGGUAGUCCAGAGUUGAGGGAGAUGAUCGGGGAUGACUAUUUGAAGAAGCUCACCGGAAAGUUCAGGCAGGCAGCGACGAGCUACCAGAGAGCAACGUGGGUGAGGGUGUUGUAUUGUUUGAGGGAUGAGGGGUUGCAUGUGAGUGGAGGGUUUUCUUCUGGGGUGUCCAAGAGUGCUCUCAGGGAGAGGUUUAAGGCUUUUAACGCCAUGUUUGAAGAGGUUCACAGGACUCAGGCGGUGUGGUUGAUACCGGAUUCGCAACUAAGGGAGGAGCUGAGGAUAUCGAUAUCGGAGAAGCUGAUUCCGGCGUAUAGGUCGUUUCUUGGAAGGUUCAGGAGCCACAUAGAGAGUGGUAGGCAUCCGGAGAAUUACAUAAAGUACUCUGUUGAGGACCUGGAAGAUGCUGUUUUGGACUUUUUUGAAGGUGUUCCUGUUUCCCAGCACUUGAGGAGGAGAUCUGAAUGAUGGAAUGGACUAGUGAAGUGCAGUGAAGUGAAGUGAAGAAGUGAAAUGGAGUUUUGCAACUUAGAAGCUAGGACAUAUUCUUUUAAUUUUUUCCCUGGAGCGUUCAGGUAAUUGAGUGCUGGCCAAUCUGAGGUUGCUCAAGCUCUCUCUCUCUCGGGUGGGUGCUCCAACAAGAUUUACAACCAUGAUCCACGGUUAUCGGGAAAGAAAGAUUAGGAUUCACUAAUCUGGUGUUGAAGAUUGGUGUGGCUUGUGAAAAGCCAUGUAGCUACCUCACCACCCUGAAUGCUGCUGCCUGUAAGCACGUUAUUUGAUUUCUCACCACAUUCUAGAUUUUGUUUCAUUUGUUUAUAUUGGAAUUUGUUGUACGUGUGUUUUUCUUUUUUUUCUAUUUAUUCUCUCUAAGGUCGAAAAAGGGCGGUUUCUUUUGUAGCUUCAAAUGACUUCUAUACAAUGUGAUAGUUUUGCACUA
Vigna unguiculata (cowpea) is the source of this 2523-nucleotide messenger RNA. RefSeq names its product exocyst subunit exo70 family protein D1 (gene EXO70D1). NCBI's taxonomy places the organism in Eukaryota, Viridiplantae, Streptophyta, Magnoliopsida, Fabales, Fabaceae. Gene Ontology annotation, cellular component: exocyst. The record is from RefSeq and is a predicted model, not a curated record. Gene Ontology annotation, biological process: exocytosis. Gene Ontology annotation, molecular function: phosphatidylinositol-4,5-bisphosphate binding.